Molecule: messenger RNA, 2960 nt
Organism: Oncorhynchus mykiss (rainbow trout)
Lineage: Eukaryota; Metazoa; Chordata; Actinopteri; Salmoniformes; Salmonidae
Cellular component (GO): membrane
Source: RefSeq, a predicted model, not a curated record
UCUGUGUGCCAAGCUCUGAUUCACACUCGGUUGUAUAUCACGUCCUUGAAACAGUUGAAUUCAACACUCGUCUAGCUGAAGUUAAAUCAACCCGAGAAAUGAUGGGUUUUCUCUGCCUUUUCCUGUCUCUGACUGCUUUACAAGUGGAGGCUUUCAGUGGGGGAGGAUCUUCCAUUGCUUCUCAGUGUGGUUUAAUGCUACCUGGUAAUAGUUUUCAUGGCAGCACAGGGCAGAGCUCUUCCUCACCAUACACUGUCACUGUCAACCAGACCAUCUUCCAGCCAGGAAACACCAUCCAAGUGACUCUGUCAGGAAACUUAACCUAUAAAGGGUUUCUUCUGGAGGCCCAUGAGGAAGGACAGAACAAGGCUGUGGGAACGUUCUCUCUGGGCAGUGGAACUGGGAUCGUUCUUGUGCCUUGCAAUGGGAUCGCAGCCUCUGGGGUGAGUCAAAGCAACAAUCAACCUAGAUCAUCAGUAACAGUCACCUGGACAGCACCAUCCUCAUCCUCAUUGGGCAACAUCAUAGUCAAGUCAACAUUUAUGCAGACCUCCAGUGUAUUUUGGAUUGCAGUGCCUAGCGUGACUGUAAACCGACUGUUCUCAACUGUCCCCACAACAAGAGCUCAAACAACAACUACAGCUCCUCCUACAACAACUACUGAUCCUACUACAACAACUACUGAUCCUACUACAACAACUACUGAUCCUACUACAACAACUACUGAUCCUACUACAACAACUACUGAUCCUACUACAGCAACUACUGAUCCUACUACAACAACUACUGAUCCUACUACAACAACUACUGAUCCUACUACAACAACUACUGAUCCUACUACAACAACAACUAUUGCUCAACUAAAUCUCCAUCCACAACAACCACAGCUCCUACUACAACAACUACAGCUCUCACUACAACAACUACAGCUCCUAACACAACAUCUACUGGACCUAUCCCAAACAGCUCUGAACAGCACAACUAUGACUCCUACUGCUACAUCUGCUACUCCAAGUCCUACUCCUAUGCCUCCUACUGCUACAUCUGCUACUCCUAGUCCUACUCCUCUGACUCCUAAUACAUCAACAACUCCAACUACUGCUACUGCUACAACUCCUCUUAGACUUACGAGUUUGAGAGAAAGAAAGCGCUACUCUAGACCAAUGGGCUGCGAUGUUAGAGAUGACCCCAGGAAAUGCACCUACAUCUCUGUCACAACCUACCCUCCUUUCAUAGUGGAGAUUAGUGCACCUGCAGAGACACCUAAGGGAUACCUGGGAAUCAUCACUGAAAUGCUAACUAAUCAAAUCAAGUUUGAAUCAGUGAUUGUGGUGUACGAAAGUGGAACAUUUACUGUUCAAAACGCCUUUUACAAUGGAGCCACAUUUAUCAACAACACACUAGUGGAGGUGACAGACAAAGAACUUGCUUAUGAUCCUUAUAUAAAAAUACUUCAAUUGAACUUCAUCAUCCCUGAUAAUUUGACUCCAUUUUUGCUCCAAACCUUGACCCUAACACCCAGAUGUGUAAUAGAUACUGGUCUUCAAAAAGUGUUGUUUGUCCAAGGAUCUGUUGAGGAUAAUGGUGAUCUUGGCUCUCCCUCCAUUAUACUUUUGACAGGCCUCUCCAGUCAGGUUUCCUCAAGCUGUAGGAAACCCCUUUUUCACAGCCUGUUGAUGACGUUGGUCUGUUGGAACCUCUUUAACCUUCUGCCUUAAAUCUGCCGAACUUCCAAAGGAGAACUUUACAUCCAAGUUCAACAUUUUAUUGAUUUGGCUAUUUUUGUUCAAUAACAGUGUAUUUUGUUAUAUACUGUAGUCGUGCAUAUUUAUUCAUUUAUUUUGUAUUAUUUGUUGAAAUGUACAUAAUAUUUAUUUUUAUGUAUUUAUUUCACCUUUAUUUAACCAGGUAGGCCAGUUGAGAACAAGUUCUCAUUGACAAUUAUGACCUGGCCAAGAUAAAGCAAAGCAGUUCGACACAUACAACGACACAGAGUUACACAUGGAGUAAAACAAACAUACAGUCAAUAAUACAGUAUAAACAAGUCUAUAUACGAUGUGAGCAAAUGAGGUGAGAUAAGGGAGGUAAAGGCAAAAAGGCCAUGGUGGCAAAGUAAAUACAAUAUAGCAAGUAAAACACUGGAAUGGUAGAUUUGCAAUGGGAGAAUGUGCAAAGUAGAAAUAAAAAUAAUGUGGUGCAAAGGAGCAAAAUAAAUAAAUAAAUUAAAUACAGUAGGGAAAGAGGUAGUUGUUUGGGCUAAAUUAUAGGAGUAUUAUAGAGUGUAAAACUAUUCCAAUCCCAGUAUUUAAUUGUCAAUGCUAAUGUACAUACGUUAAUGAAUGUUUUUGUGUCCUGAAAAUAUGAUUUAUUAAGAUAUUUUACACAUAUAUGUAUCUGAUCCGUAAGGGUAUUCGCUCCACUAGGAGCUGAAAGUACAAGUUAAGUUCUUCAAGAAUUUGAUAUGGAACUGAGCAUUGGGUUUUGAAUGCCUCUAGAAAACCUUAAGCCAUAGAAGUGAAGAAAUGUGUACUCUUAUGCAAUAACACUGUCCACAUAUAUUUUGAAUAGAAUGUAUGCUCCCUUACCUUGUAUUUCGGUAUUUAUUUGGCUGUGUUUACACAGGCAGCCCAAUUCUGAAAUGUUUGUAUUAAUUGGUAUUUUGACCAAUCAGAUCAGCUUUGAAAAAAUAGCUCUGAUGUGAUUGGUCAAAAGACAAUUUAGUGGAGAAAAAAAUAAUCACAUUUGGGCAUCCUGUGGAAACGCAGACAUUGUGAUGGUAACACAUUUACAGGUAGACCAGAGAAGCCAUAUCCUUGAUUGGCAGAUGAAUCGAAAUGCUGAUUAGAAGCACCUGCUUCUCACCGCUUACUCACCUGUCUUCCCUAUAAUACAUUUAUUUAAUUUUUUUAUUUAUCUGUUAUUUUACCAGGUGAGUUGACUGAGAACACAAUCUCAUUUGC